GGCAGUUUGUUCCCAGUGCUCAGAACAACCUUCUUUACAGGAAAAAAAGUGAGACAUAUUUGUUCUCGAGAACGCCAAUCGCAAGAGUUGGAAGAGGAGGAACCGGGAUCAGAUUCUGCUCCUGAACACCGGCUGGGUUUGUUCCUGGUGUGGAGAACAUCCUUCCUUCCUUUACAGGAAAAAAAUAAAAUGUUGGCUGUCUAUUUUGAUUGCCCAGGAGGCCCAGAAAAUCUCUAUGUGAAACACGUGACGAAACCAAACCCAGGAGAAGGAGAAGUGCUUGUGAAGGUCUCUGCCAGUGCUCUGAAUAGGGCUGAUUUACUCCAGAGGAGAGGGAAGUACCUUCCCCCUGAAGGAGCAAGCGAUAUUUUAGGCUUAGAAGCAGCUGGAAAUGUGGCUGAGCUCGGACCUGGCUGCAGGGGCCAGUGGAAGAUUGGUGAUGCAGUGAUGGCUCUGCUUUCCGGAGGUGGCCAGGCAGAAUACGUUACAGUACCCGAAGGCUGUCUCAUGCCAAUUCCCAAAGAUAUGACUUUUACUCAGGCUGCAGCUAUUCCUGAAGCCUGGAUAACAGCCUUUCAGCUGCUGCACUUUGUAGGUAAAGUACGGGAGGGCGAGAAAGUGUUGAUCCACGCUGGAGCUAGUGGAGUUGGUAUAGCAGCCAUUCAUCUAGUAAGACUGGCAAAAGCUAUUCCCAUUGUGACAGCAGGAACUGAAGCAAAACUGAAAGCAACAGAAAAAGCUGGAGCAGCUGUAGGGUUCAACUACAGGAAUGAAAAUUUUAGUGAAAAGGUCUUGGCGUUCACCCAAGGUUCUGGAGUAGAUAUAAUUUUGGAUCCUGUUGGUGGCUCUUACUGGGAGAAGAAUAUCAACUGUCUGAGUACUGAUGGCCGGUGGAUUAUUUAUGGACUACUAGGUGGAGGUGAAGUACAUGGAGAUUUGCUUUCAAGCCUGCUAAGCAAAAGAGCAGCCAUCCACACAAGUCUAUUACGAUCAAGAGACAAGAAGUAUAAGGAACAGCUGGUGAAGGACUUCACAGAAAAGGUGCUGCCGUAUUUUUCCAGAGGAAUGUCUCCUCAUCUCCAACCAGCUGUCCACAGCGUUUACCGUCUGGAUGACAUUGCUGAGGCACACAGGACCAUGGAGAAAAACGAGAAUAUUGGCAAGAUUGUCAUUCAAAUACCUGAUUUAGUUCCAGGGACGCAAUAGUUAGGAGUGCUUGACAAGCAAAGAAAUUGAAUUUCUGCUUCCACAUCGGAAGGUUUUACUGUGGGAAGGUGCCAAAAAGGAGGGGUAAAGCAGUGCCUUACAAAACGCGCUCAUUAAAGAGAUUCAUACUGCA
Messenger RNA from Pezoporus flaviventris, 1339 nucleotides. It is a transcript of the gene TP53I3, whose product is annotated as tumor protein p53 inducible protein 3. NCBI's taxonomy places the organism in Eukaryota, Metazoa, Chordata, Aves, Psittaciformes, Psittacidae. Gene Ontology annotation, molecular function: quinone binding; quinone reductase (NADPH) activity; NADPH binding. The record is from RefSeq and is a predicted model, not a curated record. The transcript is spliced from 6 exons. The coding region runs from base 190 to 1206 and encodes 338 amino acids.